Messenger RNA from Nicotiana tabacum (common tobacco), 1592 nucleotides. Lineage: Eukaryota; Viridiplantae; Streptophyta; Magnoliopsida; Solanales; Solanaceae. The record is from RefSeq and is a predicted model, not a curated record.
UUAUUUGGGGACAAAAGUAAGCUGCGCGGCUAAUGUGGGACAAUUUAGGGCCAAAAACAAAAUGGAGAACAAAGUUGUCAUCCGAUCUUGAAAUAGGUCAUCCCGGUUAUCCCGAUCUUUUAUAUGUUCAUUUCGUCAGGUAUCUGAAUCAUACGGUUUUGAGGAUUUUGCUACCUUCUUCGCAAACUCUUUUAAUUGUUGGAUGCGCAAAACAACCUAUUCAAUUCCCUUUACAUGACUCGGUGACCUUUGACACGUUAUACCUGGUUGCACGUCGGCUGACCCGUUUGAAACGUUCAGGGGCAAAAUUGGCCGUUUAUCCCGCCCAAAAAAGGAGAAAAAGAGAAGAAAAAUAAAACCAUGCCCAAUCGUCUCUGCUGAAGGCUUCUCAAGCCAAACCCUUGUUCGAGGUCCACCUAAUGGCGUUUUCCAUUCACUCUGCUGACUGUGAAGUGGAGAAGAAAACCUUCGCCAAAGUUGUGGCAAUUCACCGCAAAGAGAAAAUUUGAAGAAAGUAGAGAUGGAUAAAUGUUGGUUGACAAUUAGAAAUAGAGCGGAUCGAAGAUAUAUUAGAGGAAUAGAUGGCUUUCUUGAUUGGGCAUACAGUCAACCAAAUGUGAGCUCUUUGAUUCGUUGUCCUUGUAAAGGGUGCAUGAACACUGUGUUCAAGUUGAGAAACGUAAUAAGACUAGACUUACUGAAGAAAGGCUUCUGGGAUAGUUAUAAGGUGUGGGACUUGCAUGGAGAAGUUUUAGUAAGAGAUGAUAAUUCUCAUAAUGUAUGCAAUGAUGAAGUAGAGUUUGAUAAUGUUGGAGAGGAUGAUAUUACUGAAAUAGUUCAUGAUGCUUGUGGAUGUACGAAGAUGGAGGAAUCAUGUGGCUCAACGUCUUUAGCCACUGUACUUGGCAAGAGAACAAGCUCUGCUCGCGGAAACGAGUAUGGAAAGAAGCCUCCCAACAAGAGCUGCAUGCAACAGGCAAACUUUGAGGCUAGCCUGUCUUUUGCAAUAGAGAAAGCGCGUCAAAAGAUGCAAACUAACAUGAAUCAAAAGUUUCAAGAGAAACGUGAACAAAUGAUGCGAGCUAACAUGUAUCAAAAGUUUCAAGAGAAAUGUGAACAAAUGCGAGCAGAAAUGGUCAAAAGCUUUCAAGAUCAUAUUGAAGAGGAGUUUCGUAAAAUGCGAGUAGAAAUGGAUAAAAGAAUCCAAGAUCAAAUUGCUACCGUAUUUGUCAGAAUGCAACAGCAGGGACAAAGUUCUUCAAUAACGAGAAAUGAUGUGGCGAAUGGAGGAGAUUGAAGACAUUUAGGUUCCUUUUUUGGGUCAUAUGUGUAUGUACAGUAACGAAGUUUUUUGAAGUUUUGUACAUUUUGGUACAUGUUUAGAAGUUGAGUCUGUCUCUGCUGCUUCUACAUGUUCCUCAGUAAAGCUCAUUAUGAACAUGUGAGCUCAAGUAACUUGGCCUUUACUAAUCAACUAGUAACUUUUAACUGAUGCCUUAAUAACCUCUAAUUCACCAAUCUUUGUCAGAUCUUUUCUCUUCCCAUUCUGUAGCACUUACAUUGUACAUUUGUGAAAAUCAAGGGAAAUUUGA